AUGGGGAAAAGUAGUGAUAAUUUGCCUCCAUACUACAAUCCGCCAACCCAGCUACAGACUGAAAACGCCGAAGUUUCGCAACAGUUGAAUCAUGACACUUUGAACUUUAACAACCAUUCGCUCAUGCCUCGACAAGAACCUUUGGCUACUACAAAUGCUCCUUUUGCAACCCAUUUUACUGAUUUACGACAAAAUAUUAGCAGUUUCUACGGUCCUUCGUAUAGUGCGUUGAGUGCAAUACAUUACAAUAGCUUUUAUGGAACUCUGUUUAAUCCACAUUUAUAUGUAAUAAAUGACGCUGUUCAACAAAAUUCUGAUGGUAAUAAUACAAAAUCGAAUAAUGAGACUCAAAAAAGUAACCUGAAUGUGGAAGCAUCAAAGAAUGUUACAAAGGGAAGAAAAAAAAAAAGGAAAGGGUUACAACUGAAUGUGAAUGAACAAAGUAGCAAGAGAAGUUCCAAUAAGAAAGAUAAAAGGGGAAAAGAGAAAAAGGGUAAUAAUACUGUUGCUAAGAAAAAAAAGCAAAUUAAAAAAUUAAAACGAGAGGCUCUUAAACAAGCAGCACUUGAACAAGACACUUGGAGAGUACCAAAGAAAACAGAAAAACCUUGGCUUAUUAAAGAUCCUAAUGUUAAUUAUACAAGUGCAACUCAACGGCUGCAUUACGAGAUUAUCGAGUUGGUAAAUUAUCUUUUACCAACUGAUAUAGAGCGUUUGUUACGAGCAUUCGUUAUUAAAAGAAUAGAGCUCGUCAUUAAAGAACAUUUUCAAAAAGCGGAAGUUAUGGUGUUUGGAAGUGUCAACACUGGUCUAUAUCUUCCAACAAGUGAUAUAGAUAUAGCUUGUUUUAUUCACGCAGAGCCCAGAAGUGCUAUUUUUGCAAUUGCAAAGCUUUUUGAAACCCUAAAUAUUAGUGAUGGUACACCUACAAUAAUUGCCUUAACUAGGGUUCCUAUCAUAAAGUUCCAGGAAUACCACACGAAGUUCAAUGUAGAUAUUUGUAUUAACCAUAUUGGUGGAUACUAUUCUGCGGUCGCCGUACGACGAUAUAUGGAACGAUGGCCAUCAUUAGGUACAUUGUUGCACCCUAAAAUUCAAAAUGGAAGUAUUAUCCCCAACGACGAAAAUCUUGGGGUGUUACUUAUCGAAUUUUUCGAACUUUAUGGUGUUGAUUUCAACUAUAAGCAACUUGCUAUCCGUGUUGAAAGAGAUGAUGAUCUUGGUAUGGGCAUAGGAUAUUGUAAAAAAGAAAAUGAACCUUGGGCUACAAAAUGCCAAGAAAAAUUAUGUAUUCAAGAUCCUGUACAAAAAUCCAAUGAUAUAGCUAAAGCUACAACAAUCAUGCCCAAAAUUCGAGAACACUUUGAAAGAGCUUUUAAUACACUCGUUAAUCGUGUUUGCACUCUUGAACGAAUUUCAUCAAGAAAUGGUGAUAUAGUCGUGGAUUUACAAAGACACUCUAUUUUAUCAUCCAUUUUGUUCAUUCGUCGAGAGGUCAUUAACCGUAGACGUAAACUUCAUAAUGAUUUUAGAAGUGGUAAACAGCUUGGGCAGGCAGUUGCACCAUUCGGAACUGGAAUCGCGAAUUCGUUGCGACUGCCAGAUUUAGAAUAUAUUGGGCGAGAAUUUCGUGAAGAAAUUGAAGAUAUUAUUGUGAAUAAAGAACAGACCUUUCAUGUUGGAUUUUCACAAACCAAAAUGGAUUCAGAAAUUAAGGAGAGAUUAAUCAAUAAUCGUUCCAAUUCAGAUAUGGAUUUAUCAGAUCCUGGUUCACCUAUCAACAAUAACAUGUAUGGCCAAUCAUUUGAUCCUUCAAAUAAUGAAGGUAGUAAUGAUGGUCCUAAUAAAGGAUGCGGAGUACAGUAA
This is a messenger RNA of Cetraspora pellucida, 1866 nucleotides long. NCBI's taxonomy places the organism in Eukaryota, Fungi, Glomeromycota, Glomeromycetes, Diversisporales, Gigasporaceae. The record is from the annotation of a GenBank genome assembly.